Messenger RNA from Durusdinium trenchii, 1410 nucleotides. The record is from the annotation of a GenBank genome assembly. NCBI's taxonomy places the organism in Eukaryota, Dinophyceae, Suessiales, Symbiodiniaceae.
AGGCGUCGUUGAGUGUCAACAUCAGCUCUGCGACUGGAUUGGCGCCAAAAAGCGAGGCAUGGACCUUCAAUCCCUUCAUCGAAGUUUCGGUCUGUAGCCGCGAUCCCCGUUUGGGAAGCCUCGGCCGCGCAGCGAAAGUUGCCACCGGCCAGACUGAGACCCUGAACAAUUGCCACACAGAUCCCCACUGGGCGCAGCCAGUUGUGCUGAAAGUUGUGCCCGAGCCCGGCCUUUUCCUCCGCAUCGUCGCUUGCUCAGACGCGGCGUUAGGUGUUACCAGGAGCUGGGAUGAGCUUGCUGAUUUGGCAUUGGAAUUCCAGGAGGUCAUGAAGCUGGCUCAAGGCUCCGUCGAGCGCCAGUUCAGCAUGACAAGGCUCAUUGACAUGAAGCGCCACGGAGAAUCUUUGAUCUUCUUGAGCUUUGCACAGGUUGGAGGCAACGUCGGGGUCGCAGCCUUUGAGACUGCGGCGGUGGGUGCAAUGCAGACCCCCAGUGUGGAGCAUUUGCACCAGGGCGGCACCAGGAACGACAGCCCAACCAGAGCCAUGAAACACACGACUGUGCAACUUCCAAUUUCACCCGGCUACAGCCUGCCACCACAGCCGGCUUUGCAAGGAGUCCAGCCUUUGGAACAGGUCCUCAAGGCUCAUGGUCAGGAGGUUCCUGAUGUCAUUGCUCGACUUUAUGGCCCACCACAGGAACCAAGGUUCUUGCAAACACCUGCACCGCCACCCGCGCCACCAGCACGAGCCCUGCCGCCGGAGGAGAUUUCAGAAGCUUUGCAGAGAGCGUCGAAAGCAGGGGCCGUUGUGAAGGGGAACGUGCCCAUGAGUUUCUUCAAUUCUCCUGGAAAUCCACAUUUGGCCUGGCUUGCUCGACCCUAGCUCGAUGCAACGUUUUCGCAGACACGUUUGCCGGUGCAUGGAGGCUGACUUGUGCUACCAGAAAGUGCAGUUGAGACGCUACCCGCCGCUGCACGAUUUCAACGGAGACAGGCUGGCAUAGGUGAAGGUGUGAAGUACAGAAAGAACAGCCAUUGGACAGAAAAUUUGGACAAAACACUAGCAGGAUUUGGGAUGUCGUGGAUCCUGGUCGUCAGGCUUCCCUUUGGCCCAGUUCGUGGCUCCUCAAAGCGGAAGAUGGAGAAUUGGGGACUUGAUUGACCACCAGGUGCUCGGGAGGAUUUUGGUGCCACAGUUCUGUGAGACCAAGCAUGACGAUGUUUCCAAACGCAUUGCGCUUGGGAAAGGUGCAUCGCACAUGUCCGGUGAGUAGGCGACUCGCUCCGGCUUUGAUCUGCAAACAGCAUGGCGACAAAGGCAACACAGUGCCAAGUGCAAGUGUUCGUGAAGCCUCGAACUGAACAGCUGAAUGCACAAAGCUGCCGUCAACGGUACAGCGAGUUCCCAG